This is a messenger RNA of Salpingoeca rosetta, 1594 nucleotides long. RefSeq lists its product as uncharacterized. The record is from RefSeq and is a predicted model, not a curated record. The transcript has a single exon. Bases 1 to 1314 code for a protein of 437 amino acids. Gene Ontology annotation, biological process: protein autoprocessing. Lineage: Eukaryota; Choanoflagellata; Craspedida; Salpingoecidae.
AUGACGACUAUCCUAACACUCUUUGGCCGUGCAUCAUCUCCAUUAUUAGAACCAACAUCAUCAACAACAACAACAACAACAACAACAACAACAACAACAACGACGACGACGACGACGACAACGACGACGACAACAACAACAACAACAACAACAACAACAACAACAACAACAACAGACUCAGGGUUUCCCGAAAACAUCUGCCCAACAAUCAGCACACCUGUGGCGUCCUUGUAUGAUUCUAGCUAUGGUAAAGGCCUUCAAUUUACCAUUGACGGCGGCGCGCCUGUUGGUACGGAGAUCAAGUGCGCCGGUUAUUCCGAUGAACCCGACAACCAAUACGACAACAUCCUCGACAAUGCAACGGCGUUUUGGUCCUUAUCGACGGGGACCGACCGCUACCGCUACUUUGUACGCUUGCAAGACGCGACCGGCGCGACGCAGACUCUCCAAGAAGCUGGAAUCAACGGCACAUUUACCCACGGCUGCAGUGCCCGACUGAAGAACUCUGGUGCAGACUGCCCUGUCGUGCUGUCUGAUCCAACGUCUACCAACCCCACGUGCUUCCCUGGUUGGGCCGAGGUGAUUCUGGAGAGCGGCGAGCGCGUGCAGCUGCGGAACUUGAAGACUGGCGACCGCGUGCUGUGCCUGCAGGCAUCGGCCGGCAACGCCCUUGGCUACUGCGAGCUCAAGACCUUCCAGCACGUGGAGCUGAACGGUACCACCACAUCUGUCGAGCUGCACUACACGGACAAUGACGGCAACCCUGCGCUGAUGUCGGCCACACCCGACCACUUUGUGUUCCGCGCAGACGAGGACGUGCACAUUGCUGAUGGCGUGACGGUGCAGCCAGCAGGCGAGUUCAUCUUCACUGGCGACUUUGCUGUUGGCGACCGCCUGCUGCGCUACGAUGCCGACCUCGGUGUCGUGUACACAGUCACCAUCACCAGCAUCACCUCCACCAUCGAGCCAGACUACUACACGCCGCUGACGGACGAUGGCUCCACACUCUUUGUUGAGGACGUGUUUGCGUCCUCUUUUGCACUUCUGGAGAGCCCCGAUGUCAUCCGCCUGGUCCUGGCGCCCAUCUGGCAGAACGACGACGCACGCUUCACAGAGCCGACGGCAGGCAAGGACUUCCCCGAGGGCCUGCACCCGUUCACGACGCAGCUGUACUCCAUCUUCCUCGCGGCAGAGAUGAACGGCCAGACGAUUGAUGUUGAGGGGAUGGCCACCGCCAUCGCCCAGCAGCUCGCCGUCGGCCACGUCUUCACCCAGGAGGAGAUGCUCCAGCUCGUGCCAAACUACAUCAGCUGAGGGUGUACGCAUGUGUUCGUUUGCUCAAUUGCUUACUUUGUGUGUAUGUGGUGUGUGUGUGUGUGUGUGUGUGUGUGUGUGUGUGUGUGUGUCUGUGGUCACCUUCCCUCUUGUGCAACAGUCGUACCGUGUGUGAUAUUCUUUCACAGGAACUUGCCAUCACAAAACACGCGCGACAGUCACUCACCCUCACAACUACAUGCAGCACUCACCCACGUUGUCCCAGCGAAAUGACCAUAAACCAAGCUGAAAUGUCAAUAGUAUACGUUCAGUAACACGC